Phragmites australis (common reed) is the source of this 1158-nucleotide messenger RNA. RefSeq names its product ras-related protein RABA2b-like. The record is from RefSeq and is a predicted model, not a curated record. Gene Ontology annotation, molecular function: GTP binding; GTPase activity. The transcript has 3 exons. The coding region runs from base 192 to 839 and encodes 215 amino acids. Gene Ontology annotation, cellular component: endosome. NCBI's taxonomy places the organism in Eukaryota, Viridiplantae, Streptophyta, Magnoliopsida, Poales, Poaceae.
GCCGCGCUGUUCGCCCACGUCUCCGCUCGUUUCGUUUCGGUUUUCUUCCUCUCUCUCUCUCUCAUCAAGACAUCAUCGUCGCCACCUCCUCUCCGUCUCCAUCGCCUUCGGCCUCCGCCUCCAACAAAUCCAUCCACCCGCGAAUCCACUCGAAUCCGAGGAUCAGCGGCGGCGGCGGUGGUCGGCGGGCCAUGGCGCACCGGUUGGACAACGAAUACGACUACCUCUUUAAGAUCGUGCUCAUCGGCGAUUCUGGCGUCGGCAAGUCCAACAUCCUCUCCCGAUUCACCCGCAACGAGUUCUGCCUCGAGUCCAAGUCCACCAUCGGCGUCGAAUUCGCCACUCGCACCCUCCAGAUAGAAGGUAAGACCAUCAAAGCUCAGAUAUGGGAUACUGCUGGGCAAGAGAGGUACCGUGCAAUCACAAGUGCUUACUACAGGGGAGCUGUCGGUGCACUUUUAGUGUAUGACAUCACAAAGAAGCAGACGUUUGAAAACAUCCUGAGGUGGCUUCGUGAACUCCGCGACCAUGCGGACUCCAACAUUGUCAUUAUGAUGGUUGGUAACAAAUCUGACCUUAACCACCUGAGGUCGGUUCCAGAGGAAGAUGGUCAGGCAUUAGCAGAGAAGGAAGGCUUAUCCUUCCUUGAGACCUCAGCACUUGAAGCUCUUAACGUUGAGAAGGCAUUUCAGACUAUCCUCUCUGAUAUCCAUCAGAUCAUAAGCAAAAAGGCACUUGCUGCCCAAGAGGCAGCAGGCAGUGGACCUCCGAUUCAGGGAACCACCAUUAAUGUUACCGAUGCAUCUGCGAACACGAGGAGAGGGUGCUGUUCUUCCUAGGUGCAAACAAAGAACUGGCGAUGCUGCAAAAGGAGAACUCUGGUGGGGUUGUAAUCAUAAUUCAUACUGCUGCAAAGAAAUUUCCCUUUCAGGUAGAUAUCAUGUGUAGUUGCAAAAUUUUGGUAGAGACCACCGUUUGGCAGACUUACUACAGUUUCAGAGCAAUGUCGUGUUUUCAUUCAGUAUGCUUAUCCUAAUAUGGUGUUAAUUAUUGGAAAAGAAAAAUCAGAUGUUUCUUGUCUUUCUACUUGAGAAUGUGUAUUAUCCAACAUUUCUGAUUUGUGUUAGGAACUAAAAGCAUAUCCAUCCCAUAUUUCCA